Molecule: messenger RNA, 3475 nt
Organism: Jaculus jaculus (lesser Egyptian jerboa)
Lineage: Eukaryota; Metazoa; Chordata; Mammalia; Rodentia; Dipodidae
Gene: Afap1l1
Product: actin filament associated protein 1 like 1
Exons: 19
Coding region: 38-2341 (767 amino acids)
Cellular component (GO): cytosol
Molecular function (GO): SH3 domain binding
Source: RefSeq, a predicted model, not a curated record
CCUCGCCCCGCGCGCGGCGCCGGAGGUCCCGGCCGCCAUGGACCGAGGCCGGGUGCUGGAGCAGCUGCUCCCAGAGCUCACUGGACUGCUCAGCCUCCUGGACCAUGAGUACCUCAGUGACAGCACCCUGGAGAAGAAGAUGGCCGUGGCCUCCAUCUUGCAGAACCUGCAGCCCCUCCCAGCCAAAGAAGCCUCCUACCUGUACGUGAAUUCUGCAGACCUGCACUCGGGGCCCAGCUUCGUGGAGUCCCUCUUUGAAGAAUUUGACUGUGACUUCAGUGAUCUUCAGGACAUGCCAGAAGAUGACAUGGAACCCAGUAAAGGAGCCAGCCCAGAGCCAGACAAGAGCCCAUCUCUGAGAAAUGCAGCUGACCUGCCUCCACCACUGCCCAACAAGCCUCCCCCCGAGGACUAUUAUGAAGAGGCCCUUCCUCUGGGACCCGGCAAGUGCCCUGAAUACAUCAGCUCGCACAAUGGCUGCAGCCCCGCCCAGUCAAUUGUAGAUGGGUACUAUGAAGACGCAGACAGCAGCUACCCCACCACUAGGAUGAACGGCGAGCUGAAGAACUCCUACAAUGACUCUGACGCCAUGAGCAGCUCCUAUGAGUCCUAUGAUGAGGAAGAGGAGGAAGGAAAGGGGCCACAGCCCCGGCACCAGUGGCCCUCAGAAGAGUCCUCCAUGCUCCUGGUACGGGACUGCAGGAUAUGUGCCUUCCUGCUUCGGAAGAAGCGCUUCGGGCAAUGGGCCAAGCAGCUGACCGUCAUCAAGGAGGACCAGCUCCUGUGUUACAAAAGCUCCAAGGACCGGCAGCCACACCUGAGGCUGGCACUUGAUGCCUGUAGUGCCCUCUACAUCCCCAAAGACAGUCGGCACAAGCGCCAUGAGCUGCGCUUCUCCCAGGGAGCCACUGAGGUCUUGGUGCUGGCCCUGCAGAGCAGAGAGCAGGCUGAGGAGUGGCUGAAGGUCAUCCGGGAGGUCAGCAAGCCUGUUGGAGGAGCCGAGGGGUUGGAAGUCCCCAGAUCCCCAGUCUUCCUGAGCCAGCUGGACCUGGACAAGAGGUUGUCCCAAGAGAAGCAAACCUCAGAUUCCGACAGCCUGGGCAUGAGUGAAAGCAGUUCCACCCUCGGCCACCGGGAGGCUUGUGAACAUGGCAAGGGGAAGAAGAACAGCCUGGCUGAACUGAAGGGCUCUGUGAGCAGGGCUGCUGGCCGCAAGAUCACCCGUAUCAUCAGCUUCUCCAAGAAGAAAGCUCUGGCCGAGGACCUGCAGACCUUUUCUGCUGAGGAGGAAGUUCCGUGCUGUGGCUAUCUGAACGUGCUGGUGAACCAGGGCUGGAAGGAACGCUGGUGUCGCCUCAAGUGCAACAUGCUGUAUUUCCACAAGGAGCGUGGGGACCUGCGGACCCACGUGAACGCCGUCGCCCUCCGGGGCUGUGAGGUGGCUCCAGGCUUUGGACCCAGGCAUCCAUUUGCCUUUAGGAUUCUGCGCAACCAACAGGAAGUGGCCAUCCUGGAGGCAAGCAGUUCAGAAGACAUGGGUCGCUGGCUUGGACUGUUGCUGGUGGAGAUGGGCUCCAAAGUCACCCCAGAGGCUCUGCAUUAUGACUACGUGGACGUGGAGACCUUAACCAGUAUUGUCAGUGCUGGGCGCAACUCUUUCCUGUACGCAAGAUCCUGCCAGGAUCAGUGGCCUGAGCCCCGUGUCUAUGAUGACGUCCCUUACGAGAAGGUGCAGGAUGAAGAGCCUCAGUACCCCACGGGGGCACAGGUGAAGCGCCAUGCAUCCUCCUGCAGUGAGAAGUCCCACCGAGUUGACCCUCAGGUCAAAGUCAAGCGCCAUGCUUCCAGUGCCAAUCAAUACAAGUAUGGCAAGAACCGAGCUGAGGAGGAUGCCCGAAGGUACCUGGUAGAAAAAGAGAAGCUGGAGAAAGAGAAGGAGACAAUUCGGACAGAACUAAUGGCCUUGCGGCAGGAGAAGAGGGAGCUGAAAGAAGCCAUCCGGAGCAGCCCAGGAGCAAAGCUGAAGGCCCUGGAAGAAGCUGUAGCCACCCUAGAAACUCAGUGUCGGGAGAAGGAGGAGCGCAGGAUUGACCUGGAGUUGAAGCUCGUGGCUGUGAAGGAGCGCUUGCAGCAGUCCCUGGCAGGGGGCCUGGCCCUGGGGGUGUCUGUGAACAGCAAGAAGUGUGGGGAAACUGCAAAUAAACCCCAGAACAGUGUCCCAGAACAAUCUCUCCCUGUCAACUGUGUUUCUGAGCUGAGGAAAAGGAGCCCAUCCAUUGUAGCCUCCAACCAAGGAAGGGUGCUACAGAAAGCCAAGGAAUGGGAAAUGAAGAAGACCUAGGAAGAGAAUGAGAAUUCCAUACCAAAAAGAGUAUUAUCUUGCCCAACUAAGGCAGAAAUGCUUUUUUCACAAAGAAACACCAGGAAAAGACUGGAAGCAGCUCCCACUCUGUGGGAUGAGGGACACCCAAAAGACCAGCUUUGUUUUCUGCAUGAUUUGGGGAGGUUUUAGGGUGGGAAGGAGUAGAAAGGAAGGUGGAAAUAGAAGGCAUCUUUCUGACUUUCCAAAGAGUAGAUAUGGGGGUGGAUGGAGACAGAUGUAUGCACGGUUGUAAAGGUUUUGCUAAAUGCCUUUGCCUUCCCUUCUGAAGAAGAAACGAAAGCACAUGUGAAUUGAAUAAGUCACUGCAUCCCAUCUCAGCAUCCCACUUCCAGUCCUUAAGAAGACAGUGAGGAAGCAUCGGUGGUCCAUGAAGAGAGAAAAGACUCAGUCACCAGUCACUUGUGUGGCUGCCUUCCCGUUGGGCAUUACAGGCAAAUUCUGGGCAAAGCUGAUAGGCUACAAAGUCAGUAUCAUCCCUCCAUGCGCACAAGCGCACAAAUGCCACAGAGAACAUGCAGAUUUCACAGUCAUUCCUCAUCAUUUCAGAGCUACAGCUGUGCAGGGAGCAUGUACUGGAGUUUUCAGGAUUUGAGCAUUUAAAAAUCUGAUACGUAAGGACCAGAGGGCAAAGAAACCUGAUCCGCUAACACAUCUUAAACUCACAGUGACAAAGCAUGGAGCUCUAGUAUCCACAGAAUGUUCCCAGUAUUUGAGGGUGGAGUGAUUUGCUGUCAAGUCCUUACCUGCUUUAAAAACCUUACCAUUAGGCUUUCAGACUGAGGUUGGAAAACUAUGUCUUGAGCCUAAUGAAAUCUUCGUCUUGCACUGGAAGGCACAAGAGCUUGACUUCCUGGUCUGCUACAAAGUAAGACCAUCAAUGAAAAUCAACAGGUUGGUAGCUUGUUCCUGCCACAAAGGUGCUAAAAGCAUUUUAUAGACAUUGGAUAUUUUGAUAGGUAAAACAAGAACCUCAAGUCCUGGGCAGCCUUCUUUCUAUGCCACUCACUACUGUCUCAGUAUUGUAGGCACUUUAUGGGUCUGUCUUUUAACAUAUUUUUCCCCAAUAAAGAUGAAACUGUUUAACUGUGUGAA